This is a messenger RNA of Saccostrea echinata, 786 nucleotides long. RefSeq lists its product as uncharacterized. Gene Ontology annotation, molecular function: zinc ion binding. The coding region runs from base 1 to 786 and encodes 261 amino acids. The transcript has 3 exons. NCBI's taxonomy places the organism in Eukaryota, Metazoa, Mollusca, Bivalvia, Ostreida, Ostreidae. The record is from RefSeq and is a predicted model, not a curated record.
AUGGCGACCCGGGAGAUUUCAAAAGAUCCAAAGAGGAAAAAAAAGGAAGUUCUUCAAGAAGUGCCUAUCAAAUAUUUUGCAUCUUCCCUGGAAGGUGUUGUACCAGACAUUCCAGGUCACGAAAACCUCCCCCCUUUGCAGUUAGCCUCGUAUAUUACGGUAACGCCCACUUUCAUGCCUCAGAUUUCCUUCCAACAAAUUUAUCAACAUAUGAUUCUCAGGAAAACAACAGAUGGGAAGGAAGUUAAUAACCACAGGGGUCUUGACAGAGCCAUCAAACAUUUCGAAGCUGGUGAUAUUUCACAAGUUAUGAUAGCACAGAUUGACGACUCUGUGGAUUAUAUAAGGGGAUCCUGCUUGGCCUCCAUGAAAAAAAUCAAGUACCAUGUAUAUAUUUGUGUGGAAAACAAGCAAAAAGUCUGCUUUGCCUACUGUGAAUGUCCAAUUGGUUUGGCCCAGUCAUGCAGCCACAUAGGCGGUCUACUUUUUUACAUUCACCACCUACAACUUAGUGAAAAGCUAAUGUCGGAUAGUGCCACCUCUAAAUCAUGUCAAUGGAAUGUCCCCCGCCCUAUGAAAAUGGAACCAAAGCCCUUGAAAGACUGGAACUUAAGUCGACCCAAGUUGAGCUCGGAAGGCCAGGUUGAGUUCAGGGAAAAGAAACAGAUUGACUUUGAUCCACGUCACCCAGAUCAGAGGGAAUUUCAACUUGCUCACUCAAUUGAACAACUAAAGAUUCUUAAGAAAAUAUUCCCCAAAACUGGUGAGCUUGUAAAUUGGAUAUAG